CGCAUCUCUAAACUGCAAGGCGGAUGUGCUCACUUGCUGCUUAAAUGAAUAUCGUUUAUUAAUAAUAGCUUAGUGUUGCUGAUAGUGUAGUGGUAAAGGCCUGACUUUUGUUCAGGUAGCCUGGGAUCGGUUCCCACUCAGGUGGAACGUGGGUGAGAAUGGUUGUUCGUCUCUCCACGUGCCCUGCAACUGGCUGGCGAACAGUUUAGGUUGUCGUCCUGCUUCUGCUCGAAGUCAACUGUCAGAGGCUGCAGCACGCCCGCGAUCCUCAUGAGGAUAUGAAGAUUAGAAAAUGGAAAUGUGUCAAUUUUGUGUGUGCUUUAUGAAAUUAAACCACUCGCGGGAAUUGCUGAAGAUGACCCAAACUUGGUCAAGUUUACUCACUACAGAACUAUACGACAUUAUUAAGAAAAUAAAACAUUGAUGGUGAAGCCAUGUCUAUCAAAAGAAUCUCCACCAUAAAAAAUGAGAGUAUUGCAUCAAUUUACUGUAUAACAUAUAAUUAUCAGUUAAUUAUUUCCAUAAUUCCUUUUGAAAUUCAAACAGUCAAGGUUGUAGGACGAGUUUUAUUUUGAAGGCAAGCCACUGUGGCUUCACCGCAUGAGCUUGACGCACUUAGCCGCCACGUCCAAAAGUCAAGAGAGCUGAUAAGAGUCUCUCUGGCAGAUUACAAAAUCUUUGCCUCCAUUAAGUAUUGCCUCACGCGAUUCCCUCUCAUGGCUUGAAUGCUGACCUGUCAGCUCGCCUGGCCUUUAGCCUUCGCACCUUUGCUCCCCACGUUGCCGCGAGCAACCGCUUGCUAACGUCAACGUGCAACUUCCUGCUUCUGUUGUCGUCCCGAUUGUGUUGCUGGUCCGUUGGGUGAACACCAUCACGGAGCGGUUCGUGUUCGUGGUCAGGUCUUCGAAGCAUCAAUACCAACAUGUCCUCAAGGCAAGAUGGAGCAAAAAACAUCACGUGACUGAUCAGAAGAUGCCUUAGUCGUACAAGCUACUGUUUCAGACCGCUUAGCUCCCAGUUACCCCCGAGCCCCGCCCCAAACUCCCUAGGGGGCCUGGGCAACAGGGGGCCAUGCUGGGCACCAGGCCAAAAAGCAACAGGCAAUCGCUGUGGCGCUUUCUGCUCCCGCCACGCGUCCGUGAGGAGCGAGUGGUGUUGGCCCGCAGCGAGAGCCUGCCCAGUGACCAGGUGCUGAAGAUCGUCGUCACAGAGACCACGGUGAUCAAGGCCGGCUCAGGGGUCUGGAACCGCCGCUCCCUCACCUACCUGGCCCUAUGGUACUUCUUCAGCUUCUGUAACCUGUUCCUCAACAAAUACAUCCUGUCGCUGUUGGAGGGGCAGCCGAGCAUGCUGGGUGCGGUUCAGAUGCUCUCCACCACCAUAAUUGGCUUCCUGAAGAUGUUUGUGCCUUGCUGCCUUUACCAGCACAAAUCCAGGAGCGAGUAUCCUCCCAACUUCAUCAUGAUCAUGCUCUUCGUUGGACUGAUGAGGUUCACCACGGUGGUCUUGGGUUUGGUGAGCCUGAAGAAUGUGGCCGUGUCUUUUGCCGAGACGGUGAAGAGCUCUGCGCCCAUUUUUACUGUCAUCAUGUCCAGGUUGAUUCUUGGAGAGUACACAGGCUUGUGGGUGAACCUGUCGCUGUUCCCCGUCAUGGCGGGCUUGGCUCUCUGCACGGCCACAGAGCUCAGCUUCAACUUGCUCGGCUUCUCCGCCGCGCUCUCCACCAACAUCAUGGACUGUUUACAGAAUGUCUUCUCCAAGAAACUGUUGAGCGGUGACACUUAUAAAUUCAGCCCUCCAGAACUACAAUUUUACACCAGUGCAUCAGCAAUCAUAAUGCUCAUCCCAGCCUGGAUUUUCCUCCUGGAAACUCCCGCAACCGAGAAGAGCGGACAGACCUUCACUUUCAGUCGGGACAUCGUCUUGUUGUUGCUCUUCAACGGCGGCCUGUUUCACCUGCAGAGUGUCACUGCCUACGCGCUGAUGGGGCGCGUUUCUCCGGUUACUUUCAGCGUCGCGAGCACCGUGAAGCACGCCUUGUCCGUGUGGCUGAGCGUCAUCGUGUUCAGCAAUCGGAUCACCAUGCUCAGUGCCACCGGCACCGUCCUCGUGUUUGUGGGGGUUUUCUUGUACAACAAAGCCAGGCAGGCCCAGCGGCAGCGCAUGCUGGCCAUGGCUGCACAGCAGAACUACAAACUAUCGCCACAGGAGCAGAACAUCCAACGAGGUCCGCCGCAGCCUCACUAAAGUCUCUGCGAUUUUUUUUUCUUUCUUUCCAAACUGGCUGGACACGUUCGUCGCCUUGCACACAUUCCAGUCAUGGAGGACCAUAAUAUGAAUAAUAACAAAUUUCAGGUGUUGUCAAAGUGACUGUUGUUGAAAGGUGAAACAACGGCUUUAAUAUUCCUGUGGAACAUUUCUUGGCAGUUCGCAACAAGCAAGCAUUUGACAAAAACGAGAAGCUCAGGGUGUCCUUCAGCGUUUUGGGAGGGAGUCUGUUCUUUAGAAGCAAUUUUGUCUUGCGUCUGGAUUCUCGGCUGUGCCCGUGAAUCUCAUCUGUGGUACGCCGCGGCUUUUGGGGGGGGGGCAUCAGAGGCGCUUUGAAAGAUUCCUCUGCCCAAGUGUCGAUUGUUCGGCCACUUGACACAUUUUAACUCAUUCACUGCCAAAGACGUUUUUAAACGUCUUUUCAGACUUAGUCCAGAAAUGGCUGCUACUGAAUGAGUUAAGAUGCGUCUUAAAAAUAGGACAGUCACAUUACUGCAUUCCGGCAAUGCGCCGUCCUCAGUUGCCAUCAAAUUCAUUCCCAGUGCAUGCUGAGAUUGAAGAGACAAAACGGCUUAAAGAUGCUUGAAAAAAAAGGAUCCAUGUAUUUAAAUAACCUCCCAAAUUAGGCAAUUGCUUUUGGUAAAAAAAAAAAAAAAAACAAUAAUAAUCUUCCUGUCCCAAAUUUUACAGCCAUCUCAAGCAUCAAAAUACGUCUACUUUGGCAAAAGUAGCAGCACAUCGGGUCAGUCAACUUGCUGGGUAUCACUAGUUAACAAUUCCACUUUAAAAAACGGGUUUUGAAUUUGCAGAUGAAACGGCCGCCGCUCUUCUCGGAAAACAUGUUGGAGGAUUUUGGGGUGUCUGUUAGGAUUUGCUUUUAUAUGUACUUUCAUCCGAUGUUACACUUCAUUGAUGCUGGGUCGUCUCCCUACGUCGUUUGAUGAGCAAACGCAAGUGAUCAUAAGCGAUACGGAAACUCGGAUACCCGAGGUAGCGCCUGUAAUGAUCAAAGAUGGAUUGUAUGCACAGAAAACAGAACACUACCUGUAUUUCCCCACCAAAUUCAUCCAACCGUACCUUGAUGGAGCUAUGAAAGCGAAAAUGUUCCUCCUCAAGCUUUUCUCACCAAGUUCAAAGCAUGCAAGUGAACAAAAGGUAAACUACUCUACCAACACUUGCGUUGUCGUAGAGAUUAGAUGUAACACGAGUUAGGUGAUUCAAAACGGUUGUGAUGUUGGAUGUCAAAGGGGGGUGUGGGGGCCAUCAAGCAGCCAAGCAGCCUGUGCAUGUGCUGUCUUCUCCCCCCCCCCCCCUUUCAGAAAUGCCCCGCAUGGCGAGCCUCCGUUUAAAGCGUUUCGAUUACGCCAAGCUCGACUCUCGCAAACCGGUUUUCCUCAUUCUUUAAAAUGCUGCUGCCAACAAAGGUAACCGCGUCUCUGAAAGGGAAAUGUCUGGUGGCGGGUUUCUCAUUUAAGUUUUACAUUUCAGUAUUGCAGUGCCUCCGCAAGCAGAAUUGUUUUUUACGUUGGUUGAUUUGUUUGUUUUUAACAAAACAUGUUUGUCUGUUUCAUCCCUGACAUCCUUCUCAGGUGUUUCCACCCCAACCCAAUAAUCCUGUAAUAGUUUUAGUUUUAAAUGGGACCAUUGGUGAAGGUUCGCAAUGUGGUGUUUUUCCUUGCAAUGUUAAAGGUUCCAAAGUGGUGAGUGUGUGUGUGCAUGCGUGAGUUUGUGUGAGUCUGUUUUUUACUGAAAUCUUAGUGUGUGUGGAAAUUUGACAGGGAGGAAGUGUAGUCUUCUUGCCAAGGACUCUUGGCCAAGAGGCCUGUUUUGAACGGCCGAUUAUCAGUUUUUCCUACAAUUCACAUUGUCUGUUAAAAAAAUGUUUUUAUUUUAUUAUUUUUUAAAGUGCAAAGCAUCGAGCUGCCUAUCAUACGCCACAAGAUUAAAAAAGAAGUUUGCUAGAAGCCUCACAGAUGACACUUUUUACUUUAUGACCCAUCGUGUAUUUGAAUGGCCGUAGCUUUCGAUCACGAGACUCAUUCCACACUGUCGGCCCUGUUUUCAAGUUUACUGUACGUCUAAAAUUGUCAACAUUAACAUGUUAACUCAUGUUUUCCAUUGCUAGUUUGUCAAAAUCUUUGCAGUUUUGUUUGCCUCUUGAAGGAUGCGGGUUUGGCCAUCAUUUUUAUUUUUUUCGGACUACGUCUGGCUGUGAUUUAUCGUCCACGCCGUCGCCACCGGUCAUGAUGCGUUCAAGGGCGGCUUGGGUAAACAUGUCACUUGGUAAUCCUUAACACAACAGACUACCAUAACAAGUGUGCUCACAUUUGAGCACACUUCCGCAUGUGCUAGUCUGCAUGUUGUGUACGUGUGCCUGUUUGCUGAGGGUAUUUUUUUCCAAAUCCAUACCGUGCUCCUUUUACAAGAACGCCAGGGGUUGUUUUUUUUCCUCCCCAUUUCUCCUCCCCCUUUCAUGUAUGUGUGUGUGUUUUUAUUAUGUAAUCUGUGAAAACAAGGUGCCAUAAAGGUGACCCGGCUGAUUCCCGUUCUGUAUCCCCCCCGAUGUUGUUCUAUGUCACUUGAACAGUUUGUCUUUGUUCAAUUUUGUUGCACUUUUGGUACAAUGACAAUAAAGUUAUUCUGAUUCA
Molecule: messenger RNA, 4916 nt
Organism: Hippocampus zosterae (dwarf seahorse)
Lineage: Eukaryota; Metazoa; Chordata; Actinopteri; Syngnathiformes; Syngnathidae
Product: solute carrier family 35 member E2A-like
Exons: 9
Coding region: 1072-2247 (391 amino acids)
Cellular component (GO): Golgi apparatus
Molecular function (GO): antiporter activity
Source: RefSeq, a predicted model, not a curated record